Molecule: messenger RNA, 2835 nt
Organism: Danaus chrysippus (African queen)
Lineage: Eukaryota; Metazoa; Arthropoda; Insecta; Lepidoptera; Nymphalidae
Source: the annotation of a GenBank genome assembly
AUGUCAUCAAAAUCAAAAAAGACUGUAACAUCGUCGACCAAUAUAAGUGUUGUGUCUUCAGUGCAAAGCCCUCCUCAAUCAAGCACUCCUGUUGGUAGCCGCCCUUCUAGUUCAGCCGGUCGGCCCAAUAGCCCAUUAAGUCCAACAAGACAUACUCGUCUACAAGAAAAAGAUGCGUUACAAAAUCUUAACGACCGCCUCGCAGCUUAUAUCGAUAAGGUUCGCCAGCUCGAAAGUGAGAAUUCAGGAUUACGCCGAGAGAUACAAACAACACAGGAAGUGGUUACACGUGAGGUUUCCAACAUCAAGGGGAUGUAUGAGCAUGAAUUACAAGAUGCCAGAAAACUCUUAGAUGAUACGUCCAGAGAGAAAGCCAAACUGGAGAUUGAUUUGAAGAGGCUGUACGAGGAAAACGAUGACCUGAAAAAGCGUCUAGAUAAGAAGACCAAGGAUUGUCAGCAGGCUGAAAAUUUGGCUCGUCACUAUGAGACCCGCUACACCGAGGAGAGUAACAAAUAUAACACAGCACUCGCUGACAAGAAGAAGGCUCAAGAUGAGGCCAGGGAUUUGGCGAAGGAGUUGGAGAAAUUACGCAAGGUGUACGCCGAAGCGCGCAAGACUUUGGAAGAUGAGAUGCUGUGUCGUAUUGAUAUGGAGAACACGGUGCAGAGCUUGAGGGAGGAGCUGUCCUUCAAGGAGCAGGUGUUCCAGCAGGAGAUGCAGGAGACGCGCACACGGAGACAGGUGGAAAUAUCUGAGAUAGACGGACGCCUGGCCCAGCAGUAUGAGGCGAAACUUCAGCAGAGCCUUCAAGAACUGCGCGAACAGCAGGAAGCUAAUAUCAAGGCGAAUCGUGAUGAAAUAGAAGCCUUAUACGAGAAUAAGUUGAAGAACCUCCAAUCAGCGGCUACUCGUAACAACACAGCAGCCACCGUGGCUGUAGACGAGCUAAGGACAAUGAGGACCAGGAUCGACUCGUUGAACACUACACUCAACGAUCUGGAAAACAAGAAUGCUGCUCUCAGUAACCGCUGCCGUGAACUCGAACGCCAACUAGAAUCCGAGCGAGCUCGUCACGCCGAGGAUCUGGCGUCGUUGGAACAGGAGCUGGCGCGGCUUAGAGACGAGAUGGCGUCCCAGUUGAGGGAGUACGCCACGCUCAUGGACAUCAAGUGCUCGCUGGACCACGAGAUAGCUACCUACCGCACGCUCUUAGAGGGCGAGGAAGAUAGGUUGAACCUCACAUCUCAAUCGCCCGGCCGUGAGUCCCGUGCAUCAAUGAGUGCGUCAGGUAGUGGUCGUGUGACUCCCGGUCGUCGCGCGACGCCUCUCCGCGCCGCUCGUAAGCGCACUUUGUUAGACGAGAGUGAGGAACGAAGCCUUCAAGACUUCAGCGUCACGUCCAGCGCUAAAGGAGACUUGGAAGUAGCAGAGGCCUGCCCGGAGGGAGCGUUCGUUAAGAUACGCAAUAAAGGAAAGAAGGAGCUAAGCCUCGGCGGUUAUCAAAUCCUUCGUAAGGCUGGUGACCAGGAGACAGUGUUCAAGUUCCACCGCACAGUGAAGCUCGAGCCGGGCGCCGUGAGCACGGUGUGGUCAGCAGACGUGGGCGCUGACCACGAACCGCCCACGAGCAUCGUCAUGAAGGGACAGAAGUGGUUCGUGGCAGACUCGUUCGUUACAUCGUUACUUAAUAAUGAUGGAGAAGAGGUAGCCGUAUCUGAGAGACAACGACGACAGAUCAGUACAAGUGCACAGCGACACCGCGAAUUAGCACACAAGUUCCCACGUCGCGAACAGCAACUGGGGGAAAUUCGUGAAGGUGAAGAGAAUUGUCGUAUUAUUUUAGAGGAUUUACCGGAUAAUCUUUUCGGUUGGAAGAAGACCGGCACCUGCUAUCAGAUAUGUGCGUCAGUGUUAUUUGGUUUCGUGUUAUUCCUUCCUGUGAGUGAAAAUUAUCAAGCUGCUAUGGACACUGCCAGUAAAAACUUGAAACGCUUUAAGAAAAUUCCCAUUUACGUAGUAGAGGAACAUAACGACGCAUUGCAAUUUAUAUAUUCCGCGAUCGGUGGCAAUAAGUUACCCGUAGAAGGGACAACCUUACUGCAUCUAGAUGCGCACCCAGACAUGCUCAUAGAUCGUAAAUUAAAAGGCAGCGAAGCUCGAUCGGGGAGAAAGCUCUUGCCUUUGUUGCAAAUAGAAAAUUGGAUAGCACCCGCGGCCGCCGCCGGCCACAUAGGACGAGUGGUGUGGCUCCGACCGCCCUGGGCGAAACAAUUCACUGACGGAACUCGCGUCAUACACGUCGGAGAUCACCCCGACACUGGUUUACUUCGAGUAGAUUGCAAGGAAUCUUAUUAUAUGUCCGACGCUUUGUAUUCCGCCAAGUUGACAAACAAGAAGAAAUUCAUAUUCACCGUAGCAGAACUCGCUGAUAAUAAUAUAGACAGCAUUACAACGCUGUUACAAUCACUGAGUAUAACUGAGCCAUACGUACUAGACAUAGAUUUAGACUUCUUCAGCACGGGAAACCCAUUCCUCGAUCUGUACAAAAAUAUUCAGCUAUACGAUCGACUGGAGCCAAUAUUCUCGUUCAAGAUGCCGUCCGAUACUGACGAGCUUACCUUACAGAGAUUCAAUGAAGCGAGGGAGAAUCAACUCGAUGAAUUAGAAAAUAUGUUUGCGUGUUUAGAAAAACAUGACAACUUAGAAAAAUACAAAGGACCAAAGACGGAAUUGUAUGAACAGGUGGAUUUCAUACAAUCCCUAGUAUUAAAGACACUACAAGAGGUGUACGAAACUGAUGAACCUGUGAUGCAUUAUUUAGAUAAUUAUUAA